Messenger RNA from Rhagoletis zephyria (snowberry fruit fly), 956 nucleotides. Its product is annotated as glutamate receptor ionotropic, kainate 3-like. The record is from RefSeq and is a predicted model, not a curated record. Lineage: Eukaryota; Metazoa; Arthropoda; Insecta; Diptera; Tephritidae.
CCAGUUUUGAAUUCCCAUCCGUGUUUUUGAAGUAGAUAGGAAUAGCAACAUGAUGUCCCAGCAGCAUCAACGUGGUCUAUCCCAUUUUGUGACACCAUUGAACUGUAUUCGCAUAGCAUUUACACUCUUGAUUGCAUUGAAUUGGUUGCAAAUUGCGAAUGCACAGAAGACAAAUGUUGGUCUGAUUUACGAAAGCACCAAUCCGGAUAUGGAAAAACUCUUUCAACUGGCUAUCGAUAAAGCCAACGAAGAUAGUGGCGGUGCACUGCAAUUGCAUGCAAUUACAGCAGCCAUCGAACCUGGUAACGCCUUUGAAACUUCAAAGAAGCUCUGCAAAAUGUUGCGGCAAAAUUUGGUAGCUGUAUUUGGACCCACUUCGGAUAUGGCAGCCAAACAUGCGAUGAGCAUUUGUGAUGCCAAGGAGCUGCCAUUCAUCGAUACACGCUGGGAUUUUGGUGUGCAAAUGCCAACAGUUAAUUUGUAUCCACAUGCCUCACAGUUGGCGUUGGCAUUGAAGGAUUUGGUUGUGGCCUUGGAGUGGGCCGAUACAUUUACAAUCAUCUAUGAAACUGGUGAAUUCUUGCCUACGGUGAAUCAGUUACUGCAAAUGUAUGGCACGAGUGGGCCCACAAUCACCGUACGACGCUACGAGUUGGAUUUGAAUGGUGAUUAUCGAAAUGUGUUGCGACGCAUUAAGAAAUCUGGGGACUACUCCUUUGUUGUUGUGGGUUCGAUGGACACAUUGCCUGAGUUUUUCAAACAGGCUCAACAAGUGGGACUCAUGACUAGUGACUACCGUUACAUUGUGGGCAAUUUGGAUUUUCAAACUAUGGAUUUGGAGCCUUUUCAACAUGGCGACACCAACAUCACGGCUCUACGCUUGGUUUCUCCGGAAUCGGAGAGUGUGCAGCAAUUGGCCAAAGCCUUGUACGAAACUGAUGAUCCUUUUCAAAAUG